This is a messenger RNA of Oxyura jamaicensis (ruddy duck), 4580 nucleotides long. RefSeq names its product cystine/glutamate transporter-like. Bases 1859 to 3283 code for a protein of 474 amino acids. The record is from RefSeq and is a predicted model, not a curated record. Gene Ontology annotation, molecular function: L-amino acid transmembrane transporter activity. The transcript has 12 exons. NCBI's taxonomy places the organism in Eukaryota, Metazoa, Chordata, Aves, Anseriformes, Anatidae. Gene Ontology annotation, cellular component: membrane. Gene Ontology annotation, biological process: amino acid transmembrane transport.
GCUCUGGGGAGCAGGGCUGUGGUACCAGACGAUGCUGGUGUGGUGUGGCCCAGCCCAGCCCAAGGAGUCCUCCGGGACUCAUUUUUAGGGGUUUAAUAACCAGGCUUGUCUGGCUUGAUUGAGAAGAUGCUUGUUCAGGCUUGGCGUGAUCUCAGAGAAAACUAAAGCUGGUGGAAGGAGAGGGCUUUGUACAUGUGCUGCUCAUAUGUGUGUGGAGAAAGCGAUAACCCUGCUUCUUCCUGGAGGGAAAAUAACUGGGGAGAUGGGAGAGAAGCCCUCCGUUAUGCUGAGACUGCACGGUGUAGUAACAUGUGUGAGUGGCAGUGGGAAACGUCCCUGCAGCGCUGUGGGGACACUUGUAUCUGUGGACAGAAAAUAUGGCCCAUCAGGAAAAUAACUUCUGGCUUCUUAGAUGUGCUACUGCCUGCUCACAAACACACCGAUAUGAUUACUAAAUAAUGUAGGUAAUCUAGAAAAUGCAGUUCUUGUGUACAGUGUCAUCGCAAUGAUAUGCGGUCACGGUGUUGGGGCAAGUAUCUGCUAAAACUGUGACGUACAGCAUCAGAGUAAGGCAAACACUGCUGCUGCAGGAUGUGUUGGAGGUGAUGUGUGGCAGGUGAGGACAGGACCCAGAUUAUUCCAGACCCAUCUUGUCUGCCCUAGCAGUGUUAAUUAGCAUUGUAAAAUGUCUGCCUGGCUGUUAGGUUAACUACAAACAUAUUUGUUACGGCAAAUUAGACUGUGCUAACUGAUGUGAAUUUGCCUUACCUACCUAAGCAAAAGGAGAGCUUCUUGCUGAGGGCACCAGCCCAGAACCAAGAGAAGCUGGAGUCUGAUUCCUUGCCUCAAAUUGACCCUGAGCACAGCCUGUAGCCUCUGUGUCUUGUCUUUUACUGCCUGGAAAUACAGCUUGUAACACGGCCUGUCAGGGAAGGGCCACUGAGUAAUGGGGAACAAGUGUCGAGGUGGUGAAGUAGGAGGUUGCUGCAGCACAAGGGCUGGAUCGAGGUCAGCUUCUGAGAUCCCUGGAGUGCCUGAAGUUUUCUCUUUUCUCAGAAAAACUCCUCACCCUUGCUGUUGUUACUGAGAAGGGAUUUGUAUUAAUAGUAGAAACAGCAUUUCUGAUAUCAGUGACAGUCCUCUAUCUUAGAAUAGACAGCAAUAUUUAUUCUUGGCUCUUCAGUGAUCUGAUAGUGAAAAGGCUUGGCAUUAUAUUAAGAAACACUGACAAAGCGAAGCCUUCACGUUAAAGCUGUAACUGGGGUUUGUUCAAGGAUGGAUGGGAAAUUAAAACAGCUUAAAUCAUUUCUGUAAUGUCAAUUAACAGGGCACUUUGCUCCUCCAAAAAAAUAAAAAUAAAAAAAAAUCAUUGACCCUCAAGGUCUUCAUUAUUAGAUGUGCAACGUGAAACGUGUUCUGCUGAUGUGCCGGUAUCGAUGUUCACCCAAAUUAGUUCCCAGUAAAUUAACCCCUAACCUGGCAAGUUCCAACCAGGGCUGCAAACCUCUCUUUGGGCAUCAAAGUUGCACUUGGAAAUCAUGUCCUAAAGUGUGGCAUGCGACUUGCCCUGUGUUCCUUGGCAGAAGUGGGAGAAAAAGCUGCUUGUCUCUCAGGAACUGUGCUAGCGUGAGAUGAUGCUGAGUGUAUUAUAUGCAGCUGUGGUUUGUCUGCUGGUUAUAUCCAGUGGCUGAGGAGGAAUCAACAGAUCUUGACAGGUUGCUGCAAAAAAAUCUUGUCCAAAAAAGAAGACCCCCAAAUCCCUAACUCUUUCCUUGUCUUACAGGUGAGCCUUGAGGACAGCUGAGAGGCACCAUAACUCCUAAAUGCAAGAGCUUCCCCUGGGAUUAGAAGAGCAGCCAUGGGAAAAGACAAGAAAAAAGAGGAGGCUGUCUUUCUGAGGAAAAAGAUAACUUUGCUGAGGGCAUUCUCACUUCUCAUCGGCAGCAUGGUUGGCAGCGGAAUCUUUAUCUCCCCGAAAGGAGUGCUGAAAAACUCGGGCACUGUGGGCUUCUCCCUGGUGGUCUGGUUUGCCUGCGGGCUCCUCUCAAUGUUUGGUGCCUUGUGUUAUGCAGAGCUUGGAACAAGGAUCACCAAGUCUGGAGGACAUUAUAUCUACAUUUUGGAGACAUUAGGGCCUCUACCAAGUUUCUUAUUUCUGUGGGCUGAGUUUUUUGCUAUCAGGCCUGCCAACAGCGCCGUGGUUUCGCUGGCGUUCGGGCGCUACCUGCUGGAGCCUUUUUUUGCCCCCUGUGCAGCCCCUGUUCCUGCUGUGAAGCUCGUCUCUCUCCUGGGGUACUACGCGGUCCUCACCCUCAACUCCUGGAGCGUCUCCUGGAGCUCCCGGCUGCAGACAGCCCUCUCCAUCAUCAAGCUGCUGGCGCUCGCGCUCAUCAUCGUGCCGGGCAUGAUGCUGCUGGCCCAGGGCCACACUGAAAACUUCCAGGAUGCUUUUGACAAGCAGUCGCUGGUCCCAGACAAGCUGCCCUUGGCUUUUUACGCGGGCAUGUUCGCCUACUCAGGCUGGUUUCAGACCAGCUUUGUGCGGGAGGAGUUGGUCAGACCUGAACGAAACAUUCCCUUGGCUGUCAUUGUGUCUGUGAUCACCGUCAUUGUGGGGUAUAUGCUCACCAAUGUCUCCUAUUACACUGUCCUGGGAACACAAGAUGUUCUGGCUUCUCCAGCUGUGGCUGUGAGUUUUGUGCAGCGGGCCUGCAGAAGCCUUAUCUCAGUAGUCCCAGUCCUUGUUGCUCUGUCCUGCUUUGGAACCAUGAAUGGAGGAAUCCUCACGUUUUCAAGGACCCUGUUUGUGGCUUCCAGGGAAGGGCAGUGGCCUCCUCUCUUCUCCAUGAUCCACAUUCGAAGACAUACUCCCCUUCCUGCUGUCAUGUUAAUGUUCCCUUUGGUUACUACCAUGGUGUGUAUCGGAGAUAUCUACCAUCUAAUGAACUUCUUCAGCUUUUCCCGAUGGCUCUUCAUAGGAUUAGCCACCCUCGGGCUCAUUGUCCAUCGCUGCCGUCACCCCGAGCUGCAGAGCCCGUUCAAGGUCCCCCUCUUCAUUCCUGUCUCUUUCACCAUCAUCUGCCUCUUCACAGUGGCAAUGUCCUUCUACUCGGACCCUGUAAACAUUAGCAUUGGAUGCACCAUGGUGUUAAGUGGCUUUCCAGUCUACUACCUCGUAAUCCACAGGCAAAUGUCAAACCGUUGCCGUAGCCUGCUUUAUUAUGUUACGCAGAAGCUGCAGUUACUGCUGGAAGUAGUUCAACAAGAAAUCAAGACGUACUGAGGAAACCAUCAGAAAUUACAGGAGGAGAUGAAAUCUACUUAAACCAUUUCUGAUACCUUUGAUCCUACAAAAAGCAGGCCACGCUCUUAUUCUUUUAAUCAGUGCAAAUGAGGAUGAGCCUGAGCCAAAACGUUGCUGCAAGCAGUCCUAAGCUUGCCAGUCAGGAUCUGGAUGAGCCUGUCACAUCUGCUUCUGCCCUUUCCUUUUUUAUCAGAACAAUCUAGUUCUUUUGAACGAGCUUUCUUUGCCUGCAAAGUGUCUUUGAAGAAAAGAUCCUAAUUUUGUGGCCCAGCCCAGUCCUCAGCAAAAUGUAUACUAUUUUUAAUUUCUGAACUUGGCAAACAGGGGAAGAGAUCCUACUACAGAACUGCUGAAGAGCCCAGCCACAUGGAAACCAAACACAGGUUUCAAACUGAAGCUUUGUAGCAGUCAAGGGAAAGGGUGCUGUGGAGAAGCUUUAUAAAGGGAAAUGGAUGAGGAGAGCAAUUUAAAGAUAAAGUAGAUGAACUGGAAAGUGGGAGGUGGGAGGCUAAAACUUCAUUCACCAGGAAGAGCAAAUCAUUAACAAAGAAAAGUCAGAAUGUUUUGCUUUGAUAAUUGUAUAAGGAAAAUAAGUUUAUUUUGCUUAUACAAUAAUGUUUCAAUUUUGAAUUCUAUUUUUCUGAAAUGAUGUUUCAAAAUGUACUGACACAGUAAAAAAAAAAAAAAAAAUACCUACAAGAACAGGACAGAAUAAAUUUUGAUUCCUCACCCGGUACUACUAGUGAGGUUAAAAAUUGAGAUUUUGGCCCAACUGGCCCAGUGAAAUAGAGUCCUCCUGCAGGAGGACAAUAUCGCUGAUGAGUCUUGGGCAGAUUCCUUUGUAAGCACAUCUUUUGGUGCUGUAAGAAGACAUCCAGGACUUCAUGUCUGAGCUUUAACUUUAAAUCUACAGUCAAAUGACUUGCUGAAUCGAUACAUAAAUGCUCACAUGAACCAUUGUCAUCAGAAAUGUUUCUGUUGUUGGGUUAUUUUGGAUUACAUUAUUAAUGUUGCAAAGUUAGGUCCAGAUAAAGGAGCAAUUAACUAUUUCCAAUCAAGUGUUAAUCUUUUCCUAAAAGAUGGAAGUAGCAUACAGGGCUUUGCCUGAUGGCCCCUGAAGAGAGGAAGAGCAGAAUGUGAAGCAUUUUUAACUUUUUGUAUCAAGCAUUUAUGUACUUAGAAAACUAAGUAGCAGUUACAAAACCAAUGUAAUCUACCAAAACUUGUAAAAUGCACUAUCAAGAUUUGGAAAUAAAUAAUUAGGUCUUUUUUUUUU